This is a messenger RNA of Pyricularia pennisetigena, 1512 nucleotides long. RefSeq lists its product as uncharacterized. Bases 1 to 1512 code for a protein of 503 amino acids. The record is from RefSeq and is a predicted model, not a curated record. The transcript is spliced from 5 exons. Lineage: Eukaryota; Fungi; Ascomycota; Sordariomycetes; Magnaporthales; Pyriculariaceae. Gene Ontology annotation, molecular function: O-methyltransferase activity.
AUGUCAACAAUGUCGACCCACCGCACUACCUCUACCAAAUCCGAAACAAUCAUGGCUUCUCAGAAUAGCCUCAUGAACAACUUGCCCUGGGAACUGAACACCUCAUGCAGCUCUUGCGGGUGCCAUCGUGUGGAAAAGCCUCGAGGUAGCUCAGUAUCGACGACCAGAACUAGGUCGGUCUCGACGGCACCGACGUCACCGAACUGGUCAGAGGCAGAAUGGUCGCCGGUCCCCAAAUUAAACCAGGAGCCCCGGCCCGAAUACACCAAGAUCGCCAACAACCUGAUGAGGGCCAUCGCGGACUACGUGGGUCACCUGCAGAACGAGCAUCUACCCAUGCCCAGCCUCGAGCCUGCUGCUGAAGCCCACGGCGUCCUCAAGCAUCACGAAGGCGUAGCGGCGCGCAAGACCGUUGUUGAACUGGCGGAAAAAAUUAUUGCAAUGACAAUGGACCCCGAAAUGAACCUUCUUAUCAGCUCCUUGCAGUUUCAUUUCUGCUCGUCGCUCAAGGUUGCCAUCGACCUAAAGAUCCAUCAACAUGUGCCUCGUCACGGAUCGAUUACUUCUUCAGAACUGGCCGCAAAGGUCGGUGCAGAUGAGAAUAUCUUGGUCCGAAUCAUGCGUGCCCUCAUCGUCAAACACGUCUUUUAUUCUCCCACACCCGGAACAUAUGCUCAUACGGCCAUGUCGUGGUGCAUGAUAAAAUCGCCCGACGCCAUUGAUCUUCUGGGUCACCGACUGGACGAAUCCUUCCGCGCUUCGAGCCGCCAAGCCGACGCGCUGGCAUUGGUCAACUACCGCGAGCCCGACGAAGCCGAUGUCAAGGGGUUCAAUCUGGCCUUUGGCACGACCGAAAACUUCUGGGAGGUCCUAAAGCACGACAGCGAGGAAGAGCGCGCACAGCGGUUCAACCGCGCCAUGAGGGCCGUCAGCCUCAACACGCUGGACGUAAUCCCGCGCAUGUACCCCUUUGACCGCAUUCGCGGAGACGGGCUGCUGGUCGACGUCGGCGGCGGUCUGGGCCAGGUUGCACGGGCCAUCAUGGGCGUGCACCGAGGAACCGGGCUGCGGAGCUGCAUUGUGCAGGACGCCCAUGCGGACGACGACGCCAAAAAACAGCCGGAUGUGAUGGAAGCGAACAGGAAACUCGGGGUGGAGCUGCAGAAACACAACUUUUUCGAUCAGCAGCCGGUGAAAGGCGCCUCGGUAUAUUUCCUUCGCCACAUUUUCCACGACUGGCCUGACCGGGCCUGCGUUAAAAUUCUCAAGCAGACGGUCGAAGCCAUGGGUAAGGACAGCACGUUGCUGAUUUGCGACCAGGUUGUAGACGACGAGGCGUCGCCCCAGGCCACGUUGUACGACAUUGAUAUGUGGUCGCUUUUCGGCGGUAAGGAAAGAAACCGGUCCGAGUGGGAAGCUUUAUUCCGGUCUGCCGACGAAAGGCUGUAUAUAAAAAAGGUGUGGACAACGGCCGAAGCCCCGACGACCAUAUUGGAAGUCUGCCUGUCCUAA